Molecule: messenger RNA, 2346 nt
Organism: Stylophora pistillata
Lineage: Eukaryota; Metazoa; Cnidaria; Anthozoa; Scleractinia; Pocilloporidae
Product: F-box/LRR-repeat protein 18
Biological process (GO): SCF-dependent proteasomal ubiquitin-dependent protein catabolic process
Cellular component (GO): SCF ubiquitin ligase complex
Molecular function (GO): protein binding
Source: RefSeq, a predicted model, not a curated record
UGUUGACCGUGAGAAUCUGGGUUUUUUUUAUGGAUAUUACAUUUCCAUUACAUGAACUGUUGUUCCCAGCAAAGCUAUGAUGGAGAGUCUUUCAGAGGAGGUGUUGCUUUUGAUAUUUCAGAACAUUGAACCAUUGGAGCUUAUUUCCUUGUCGAGAGUGAACCGCUGCUGGCGUAGACUUGCACUUAUUCCUCAACUUCACAGAUCCAUCAACUUUCAUGGGAAGCAACAUCUCUCCUCUGGUAUCAUCUGUAACUACAUCGGCAAGUUUAAGCACUCAAUUCAAGAGCUGAAUCUACGAGACUGCUAUUGGAUUAAAGGAGCUAUCCUUUCUAGAACGCUGCAAAAUUGCCGAAAAUUAACAUUUCUCAACGUACUUGGUUGUAGUGUUACCAAAAAAACACUUUGUUCUCUUUUAAAACUCAAUGCCAACCUUAAAACGCUUGCAUGGUCUAUGAGUAAAAGGGAUUUGCCCCAUAGUGAUACAUGUACUAGUGACAGAGUAUUCAAAGGAAUAUUGCUCUCUUUCUGCAGUGGACUUUCUGAAGCUUUUAAAGGUUUGGAUAGUCUGACAAUCCGGCUUCCUUGCUUUUAUGAUACCUGUUUCAUAGUGGAUCAGGGAAUUCCAAUCAUUUGCAGCGAACUUCAUUUGAAGUCAUUUACCUUGCAGUGGAUUGAUACAUCAGGUCGUUUAUCGUCCUCUUGUCCCAAACUUGCCAUUGAAGGAAGUGAAAUCCAGUUUCAAAGAAGAGAGAAGGGAAUUAUUUAUGAUGGUUACAGUAUUAUUGGAGAAGCACGGGAGUCAAUCAUUCACGAGUUGGAAAGUGGAACUCUCCGUACAUUCAUUGUGCCCACCAGCCAUCCAUUAACCAAUUACAGAAACCAUGAUAUUUGUGAAAAUUUUGUGAAAACUGUGGGAAACAGGUCAUCUAUUGUCAACUUGAAGUUGGGGGUCUUGGAUUUGAAGGAUGUAGAUUGUCUGACAGCAAUUCUUAGCUUCCAGUGGCAGACAUUGGUUUAUUUGAAUCUUUCUAAUCUGGUCAUUACUGGCCAUUUUCUUCAAGCCAUUGCAACUUCUUCACCAAAUUUGGAGAUUCUCAACGUACAAAAUUGUUCUGGUUGCUUCACUCCAAUUCAUGGACUAGAGUCACUGGCUUUAUUUUGCCCAAAAAUGACUGAGCUGAACCUCAACGGAGUUCAUUAUGAUCAAACAUCCCAGGAAGAAUCAAAUAGCUGCAUCAAGGUCAUCUCCAAAUUCACCAAUCUGGUUUCUCUCAGCAUCUGUACGUGUGUGAUGAAUCAAGUCUCGAGUGAUCACUUGGACGGUGCUGAGACUAGCUCUAAAGGAAGGAUAGUCAAGGGAAAAAAAAGAGUCUGUCAUGAACAGAAUCUUAAAAAUUCUCAGUCAAGGGAUGACUCAGUCACCAAAUUGCUGAACAGCUUUUUUGUUCUUACUCAAGAAUGCAGAGGAAUAACAGACUUUGAACUUUGGUUUCCUUCAUUUCUUGACAGAGAAACUGCCUACCAUCGAGCCUUCUACCCAACAGUACAAACAUGUGAUGUAAGAAGGGGUACAUUUGACAGCCUCCUGCCAAUUGCAAACUGGAAACACCUGCAAAGACUUACACUCUCAGUGCCAUUUACACAAGGAGGAUUGAAAUUCCUAGUGACCAUCGCACAGAACUGCAGCAAUCUUCAAUUUCUGUCUCUUGCAAACUUCAAUAAUCUCAGUCAUUCAGGGAAUAUUGCGCUGCUGCAACAGGCUCUUUCUUGCUGCCAUCAACUUCGAGAUUUCAGAUUUCAACAGAAAGGGUUUCGGAUCAAUGAGUCAUUCCUAUUGUCACUUAGAGAAUUAAAACAUCUUCAACGCGUGUGCAUUAUUGCUAAAGAAGGUCCUUUGGCAGUGGUUCCUCAAACAAUCAUCUCAUUGUUUGAAAAGUGCCAGAAACUAUAUUAUUUCAGUUUAUUCUGUGAAAUGACAGUAAAGGUCAGUAGAAUCAUCAUGGAUUCUAUAAAGAAGAGAUUUUCAGAUAUACGCCCGGCGCUGAUUGUGGUUUUAGUUCCAUUUCGCCAGGGCGACCUGCACUCCAGGCUUUUAGAAGAAAGAACUUCCAUUCCCUUUGUGCAUAUUAAUGAAAUGUUGCUUGCUGAAUCGUCAGUUGCAAGCAGUUUUAAAUAGACACAUCCACAAAAAUUAGUGAACAUCGUUCCCUUUUCUAAAAUGUCAUUCGCAGAUCUUGAAAGCUGAGAGAACAGCAAUAAUGAAAUGAAAGCAGUCUCCUUGUUUAGUUGAAACCCAGUGGAAAAUUAAAAGAAAUAAGCAAACUGCUGUGUGUUAAAGAAAAA